This is a messenger RNA of Funneliformis geosporum, 241 nucleotides long. The record is from the annotation of a GenBank genome assembly. NCBI's taxonomy places the organism in Eukaryota, Fungi, Glomeromycota, Glomeromycetes, Glomerales, Glomeraceae.
AUGCAAAGAGCUGAAGUUUCUAAUAAGAUUAUUAAAGAUAAGCUUAAUCAAAAUUCCCAAUUAAUUGAUAUUAUUAAAGAAAUCCAAUCAACCUUUGAUAAACAAUCAGAAAAAUCAAUUAUUAGUGAAUGUAAAAAUGAAAUACUAACAAGAGGAUUGCCUAAUAUAAUAGAAGAAUACUUUUCAAAGUUAAAUAAACUAUUGCGAGAAUAUCUUACACCACAAAUAUUUCAAAAACAAU